This is a messenger RNA of Oryzias melastigma (Indian medaka), 7850 nucleotides long. It is a transcript of the gene gabra4, whose product is annotated as gamma-aminobutyric acid type A receptor subunit alpha4. The coding region runs from base 1403 to 3067 and encodes 554 amino acids. The record is from RefSeq and is a predicted model, not a curated record. Gene Ontology annotation, molecular function: benzodiazepine receptor activity; GABA-A receptor activity; inhibitory extracellular ligand-gated monoatomic ion channel activity. Gene Ontology annotation, cellular component: neuron projection; postsynapse; dendrite membrane. Gene Ontology annotation, biological process: monoatomic ion transmembrane transport; signal transduction; nervous system process. Lineage: Eukaryota; Metazoa; Chordata; Actinopteri; Beloniformes; Adrianichthyidae. The transcript is spliced from 9 exons.
AAUCUACAAAGUUAUGGGAUGUUUUCAGUGACUCAGUUUGUUCUUUGAAUCAUUUACCUGCAUGAUGUCUGGAGUUGGAGCUGUAAGAGUUCUUUCAGGAAUUUCAGCUCCUCAACACCUUCAGAAGCAUCACACUCCUCCUUUUUCUCUCUUAACACACUCAGCGAUAAGAGAAGAGGCACAAACACGGUUAUCACAGCCAUUUUUCUGCAGGGCAUCGUGCUUACAAAGCAGAUAAACCAGUUUAUACGAUCAAACUGAAACACUUUGAUUCAACCCAAAGAAACAACCUAAACACCAGACAGACUUACUGAAAAGACACAUUAGGCCGACGCAUCUUUCCCUACAAAAAUGUCUGACAUCUUUAAGCAUUUAACUGCUGAUGACUGUAUCCAAUUACAGCCUCUCAGAGCCGAGUGUGCUCACAACAAAUGAGCAAACUGUAAUCAAAUGUCUAAAAAGACGAGAAACCAGAAAAAGAAAACAGAAAAAAAAAGAAAAUCUCUUGGACGAAAGCCCGCCCCCACAAAGAGCACGUGUAUUACUCAUCUCCCACAGAGCCGCCUUGCUCUAGUGUAUUGUGGGAGGACCGAGGUGGGCGGCUGUGCAGAGGAUUGGGAGCUGCGUUAAAAGGCCACAUGACUUCAGCUUAUGUGUAAUACAGUAGCAAGACGCUUCAGCUUUCACUGAAGCCCGUGAGCAUGUGUUUCUGUGCAUGUGUGUGUAGGUUAUUUCAAACUAAUCAGCAAAAAUGGGUGUGAGAAAACUCUGACAUCUCAUUCUCUUAAGAUAUGCUUCACCUUCAGAGUCGCACACAAGUGAAGGUCUUGUGUUUGUCCCAGGUGCAGGGAAAUCUGUGAAGCAGCAUGUGGCUUGUCCCAGUUCCUCUAUUGUACCUGUGUGUGUAUGUGUGUGUGUGAUUGCGUAUUGCGACAAGAUUGACCCAUUUGAAUCUUAAUACAGGCUCACUAAAGAAUAGCUGAAAGUAGUUCAACAUGUAGGCUAAGCAGCAACUGACACCACCACAAGGUGGCCCAUGGAGGACAGUGGAGGAGAGGUCAAAGGGCAGCUAAAAGUUUAGCAAAGAGGGAUUUUUUUUCUAGUUUUCACAAGGAUGUAAAAUAAUCACGUGACUUUCAUUAAAUACAUUUUGAAGCAGCAUCAGAAAAAAGGAGGAUGGGGAAGGAGAGACAGGGAAAAAAAGGAUGGGAUUUGAAGGUGGGAGCGCACAUGUGAGGGCGCGCGCCCAUGUGUGAGAGCCCGCAGGAGCAGGCGCGCGCGGCUCACAACUUCUUCCGCUCUGCGCCGCCGCCGCCGCGUCUCUCCCCCUUCGCGUCUUUCCCCGGGACACAGGCGGCUGGCGCGGGGAGAUGUGAAGAAGCUAGAAGUAUGGCAUGCAAGGAUGGUGUCUGCCCAGAAGAAGGAGAUGGUGACAGCGACGCGCCCCGCUUGCAUCGGGACCCUCGUCCACUUUUUCUUUUUGGCGACUUGUGUGGAGGAAAUCUGUGGACAGACACGGAGGGAUGAAAAGACCAACCCGGAGAAUUUUACUCGAAUUUUGGACCGACUUCUGGACGGCUAUGACAACAGGCUGCGACCUGGAUUUGGAGGUCCGGUGACUGAAGUCAAGACUGAUAUUUAUGUGACGAGUUUUGGGCCCGUCUCAGAUGUUGAAAUGGAAUACACGAUGGACGUGUUUUUCCGUCAGAUGUGGAUCGAUCGGCGGCUGAUGUACGAGGGUCCGAUGGAGAUCCUGAGGCUGAACAACCUGAUGGUGACUAAGGUGUGGACGCCCGAUACGUUCUUCAGGAAUGGCAAGAGGUCAGUUGCUCACAACAUGACGGCGCCCAACAAGCUGUUCCGCAUCAUGAAGAACGGCACCAUCCUUUACACCAUGAGGUUAACUAUCAGUGCAGAGUGUCCCAUGAAGCUUGUGGAUUUCCCCAUGGAUGCACAUGCAUGUCCUCUCAAGUUUGGGAGCUAUGCUUAUCCCAAAACCGAGAUGAUCUACACCUGGACAAAAGGGCCUCAACAUUCGGUGGAGGUUCCUGAAGAGUCCUCCAGCCUGGUUCAGUAUGAUCUCACAGGCCAGACAGUCUCCAGUGAGACAAUUAAAUCCAUUACAGGUGAAUACGUGGUGAUGACGGUCUACUUCCACUUGAAACGUAAAAUGGGCUACUUCAUGAUUCAGACAUAUAUCCCCUGCAUAAUGACAGUAAUCCUCUCCCAAGUGUCCUUCUGGAUAAAUAAAGAAUCCGUCCCGGCGCGCACGGUUUUCGGCAUCACGACCGUCUUGACCAUGACGACCCUCAGCAUCAGCGCCCGCCACUCGCUCCCCAAGGUCUCCUACGCCACGGCCAUGGACUGGUUCAUCGCCGUUUGCUUCGCCUUCGUCUUUUCUGCCCUCAUUGAGUUUGCGGCUGUCAACUAUUUCACCAACGCACAGAUUGAGCGGGCCAAGAAGAAGCCGGCCAAAUGUCCCCCGGGGCCUCAGACCACGCCUGUCAAGGUGAAGGACACAGAAGAAGUGCUGCAGCAAAUUCCAGAUUCCAAUGGCUCCCUGAGAAAGCGGAUGAAUAACAUCGCACUCCAGGAGUCGAGCAGUCAGCAGAGAGCUCAGUCCUCCACCAACAUCUCAGGACUCGGAAGGGGAAGACCUUUAAGACCUCUGGCCAGCGGGGCCAAUGGCAGCUCCUCCACCCUCUCCCGCACCAGCCCGAAGUCUGGGAGCCUGCUCAGCGUGGCCUCCUCGGCACAACUGGUGAAGAGCACACCUCAGGCAGCAGCUUCCACGCCAGAUAUAAUGGCAGGGACGCCGUGCAAGCCGGGAACCAGCUCCACAUCCCUGCAGCAUCUGCUGGGGCCCAAACUGGAGCGUAUCCAGAUGAUGGGGAACAAACUGGAGCCAAAGCAGACGCCGUGCUCUCAGCCGACCACUGCUGGGAUGGGUGGAACCAGCAAAAUUGACAAAUACGCACGGAUCCUGUUCCCGGUGUCCUUCGGUGCGUUCAACAUGGUUUACUGGGUGGUUUACUUAUCGAAGGACUCAAUGGUGAGCAAAGGGUAGAGCUGGAAAUAACACGUGUGACAAUCAGUUUGGAUUAUAGACGUCUGCACACAAACGGAUCUUCAGGCGCAUCCUAAGCACCAAUAAGAGAUAUUUUUCUUCUGGAGUCGUGGGAAACAUGGAAACAAGGUGACAAAACAUAACUUAACAGGAAGAAGCACCUGCACAUUGGAAUAUUUUACCGUUCUCUUGUAUAUUUCAUGAUGCCUCAUCUAACUUAUAAGGUCUUUAACGGAUUCAACUGCCUCAUGAUCCUUUUGGUCUGUAGCCAAGCUAACGCACGGGAUUUUGCCAUUUUCCUAUUUUUGUACCCCCGCACCUGGCGAGAUGUUUGGAUUAUCCUGAACUGAUCUCCUGCAGCAAUGUCGACACAUGCGUUUAUUAGGUUAAGCAAAUGUAUAUUUAAUGAGAAAUCUCCAUUUCCUUUUUGAAUAUUAAGACUCGUUGUGUGUGCAAGGAGAGCUGAGAGGCAGAUUCUCUCAGAGUAAACAAAGGAUUCUGUUGGUUUUGUAGGGAUUUUGCAAUGGAUUAUUAUGGAUUCCCAGAAAUGCCAUUCUAUGAUGAAUUCCUUUGGAUCUAAAGGAAGUUUUGAAACCAGGUAGAGUGGAGCUGUGUUCGAAAUUCAUUGCUAGUUCCUUCAUUUAAAGGAUUGCUUCUGAUGCUAAAUGGAUUGAUUAAAACAAAAUCUAAUUGAAGGAAACUUGGGGAUGAAUAAGAAAAGAAGUGGUAGACCACGACUUGCAGCAGUCGAUUAAAGCCUUAGUCACAUGCACUUGUAAGUGGGGAUGAUCCGUACGGAUGCUGUGGGUUUUAGGGUUCUCCGGGCUCAUGGAGGGUCGUAGACAGGAGCGGAUCUUAAGGGGAGCACAGGUGUGUCUUGCAGUUCCCUCGAGGCUUGGUGACCACCUCAAGAAAUGUCAUGAAAAUAGAACAAGUGUAGUUACAUGCCCUUAUGAUGUACGGGGGAUGCUGUAGUAUGGUGGUCUUACUCGAACUCCAGUUAUAAGUAAGGUGCAUGUACUGGCUCCUUACUGACCACACACAAAUCCUGCAGCCAGCAAGUCAGUGCGGGGUGUGUAGGUGAAACAUAAGACGCCCCGUCGGACGCCCAACCACAAAAAAUACGCUCUGAUUCACCAAUUCCCUCAUUUCUGUAGCUACAGACACACCUGGUAUGUGACACAUGUUCAUGUCAGGACUUAAUGUGUGUUUUCAUGAUGGCACAUUUAGCCCAUAGUGUUCACACUCUUCACUAGUGCAUGCCCGACACCUACAGUUGGAAGAGGCUUUGUGCAAUUUGUUGAAGUGGUGGAAAUCUCAGCUAAUCUUGCUUCAGCCUUUUUAUUAUUAUUUUUUUAUCACAGCUCUUUUCUGAUACAUGAAUUCAAAUUCUUCCCCUACCCCAACAGCUUUUCCCUAGCCCUACAUUUAGCCCUGCAAACAAAAAGUUAUAAAAAAUACUUUCUUCAAAUCCAGACGUUGCUAGCCUUGGAUGACAUUAUCAAUAGUCGCUGGUCAUCUAUGUUAGUGCAUAGCUGCUAGCUCUCAGAAAAUAGUUAACAUUGGUUUUAUGACUUUAGGAAGUCAUGUAAAAACAAAUGGCGAAUCCAAAUUCUUCCCCUACCCCUACGGCUUCUCCCUAUCCCUACAUUUAGCCCUCUAAAUGGAGAGUUAUCACUUAAUUAUCACAGUUAUCUCUUGAAAUUCGGAAGUUACUCCCACUCGAUGACGUCAUCAAUACUCACCUGUCAGCUACGUUACAGCGGAGCUGCUAGCCCUCCGAAAUGCAUAACAUCAGUUUUAUGACUUUAAAAGGGUCAUGCUAAAAUAAAGUCAUUACUUGCAUUUAAAUGUAAACUUCAGAGUGCACCCACAUGUUGAAAAGUGCUUCUCCACUAGAGCCCUCCGCUGCAAAGGUUAGCCCUAUUUUGGACAACUCUACCCCUCCAAAUGCCCCCACAAUUAGAGGGGUAGGGAGAAGUCGUAGGGAUAGGGAAAGAAUUCGGAUUCAGCCAAAGUCACUACUAACAAUGUAAACUUCUGUUCUUCAGAACACACCUGCUUGAUGAAAUGUGUUUCUCCUCUGUGGCACAUAGUAACGUGGAUCACCCACGUGAGGGAGGGAUACACAGCCAUAAGUUCCUAGAGCUACCCCUUAAAAAACAACUCCAGACACCACUAUGGCUUCUGAUGCCCCUAAAAUUGUAGGGAUAGGGAGAAGCCGUAGGGGAAGAAUUCAGGUUUGCCCUUGGUUGUUAUAUUAUUCCGUCUGGGCACAAUCUGCAAUCAUUAAAUUCCUGCUCUAUGAUCGAUUUUUAAUCAGUUGGCACUUCCACAAAUUUAAUAAAGGACCCCAAUCAUUCGUCACUGCCAAAUCUGAGUUGCUGAUUAGUCAAAGUUUAACUUUCAACACGUGUUCAGUGGCUGCUAAUUUUGUAUGUAGAGCACGAAAACAGUUGUGAUAAAUUAGGUAACUAUGCGUAAACGCAAGUGUUUUGAAUGUGGAAACCCAAAAGGCACAUUUACACACUUUUCAUUGGAAGUGCUUGAAUGUGCCAUGCUGAGGGUGGUGGAGCGUAGCUUCAGUCAGGCUGGAUGCUUGAAAAUAUGCUCCUUUUUCAGUGUGCAGGGUUUUAAGGAACUGAAAAAAUAAAAAAAUUGUCUGCGUCUCCACCUUACUUUUCCUUAGGUGUUGUAUGAGUGUUGGCUACGACCUAUAGAAAGGGCUCACUGAGAAGUAUACAAUCUUAAAAAGUCUUGCGAGCCACCUGCCACCCCAUACAGAUUUACCCAUUGCAGACAGCCUGUACUCACCCUGUAAGGGCAGUUGUGACUAAGGCAUAAACUGUUUGACCUGCUGCAGUCAAGAUGGUCCAAGUGAAUAUGUAUGUAAGCAAAUGCAGGAUCAAAAAGUAAAAGCCAUUUGCAAGUAGAUCAGUGCAGCAUGACAAUAGUAUUCUGGCUGUUUGUUUAAAACAAAAGAGCCGAGUGCUGUCACGCACAAGACGCACACAUGCUGCUCCGGUUCACUGCACUGCACGGGAAAUCACCGCUUAUGUGGGACUUGUUACUGAAGCCACACAAGAGCCUCAACGAACCAGGCUCAUUUCCAAGGAUGAAAGUAUUUCUUCUUCACUUUUUUCUCAGGCAAAGCUAUAAAAAAAUAAUUAUCAGCGUUCCAGUUUUCUGCUACCAGCAGCUGGGUUCCCUCCGUGUCAAGGUAAUUAGAUCUAGCACAGGUGCAGAUUUUUCAGGGAGAGUCACUUUAUUUAUGAGGCCAAAAUCAACAAAUGGUUAGGUCAAGGGCUUAAACAUACUUCUACAUCCUCUCAUCAUUAUUGCUUUCCUUAAUCCACCUGUUCAUGUGGUUGUUGGCUUCUGCCACCAGGGGGCAGUCUCAGAAAUGUGUGGAAAAUUUGAAGAAGUUUUACUGUACGAGUGUUGGUCCAUUAAAUCUGCUGAGGAAAAAUUAUUUACUGGAGUUGUUGUUAUUACAGGAACAGCUGCAUUAAGAAGUAGUAAGACCGUUACAGAUGACAAAGUAGCUACAAAAUGCAACCCAAAUUGGACAAAAACAUAAGAAAUAAAUACAUGUUUGGAUUUGUUUGCAUUAAAUGGAAUGCUCCCAUCCUUCACUGGUUUUUGCAAACUCUCUCAUUGGUAUAUUUAUAUUUCUAGCUUUUGCACGAACAGUAUGAGACACCUGGAAAACCCCUGUUUUCAUAGCAAACCAUUUGGAAAUUUUAGAUUUUUGCGGUUGCACACUGGAGAUCCUGCAGGAGGAAUGAUGUAGAUGAGGUUUGCAACCCAAAGCAGACCUCUUGCAGUACAGCUCAGCCAGUUAACACAAUAAACAAUGUAUUGCAGUUGCAAGCCUGCUUUUUCACAGAGGCUUUUCUCAGAGUUUUGUGUUGGAAGCUCCUUCUACAAAAAAAAAAAAAAAAAAAAAAAAGAUUGUCAGCCCACGCUCAAACCCAGAAAAAUGAACAAUUUAUCCACUAAAUCCAGUUGAUAUUUAUAAACUGGCUAUUCUAUGCCAAAGCGCAGCCUGAUGUGCACCUACUGCAAAAAUAUCUUAUAGAGAAAGUCAACAAUAAAAACCCACUUAUGAGUUAAAAUUUACUAAAUUAUUGUCUUUGUAAUCCAAAACAGAACAUCUUGAUAUAAAAUAUCACCAAAGAAGUAAGCUCUGAGGGUCUAAAGCUAAAUGAAGAGCAUUAAUCAUCCUAACCUGCAGGAACACAACCCUGAACCUGCUGCAGCAUCACCUCAGCAAACUAAGCGGCGUUAGCUCUUUGGAUGAACACGUCUGUGUUUUCUAAAAGUGUGUAAUCCCUUCACUCUGUGGGAUUAGACCGACAGCAACAAACACCCUCAUUCUGACAAAAAUAAGACGAAACUUUUAGCCCUCACAGAUCCAAAUUUUACUUUUAAAAAUAUAGGAAAAGAUCUUUAUUUGUGCAACAAAUAAUUAUUUUUUUUAUUUAUCAAAAGUAAAUACUUAAAGGGGUCUAAAUGCAAAAUGAUUAUUAUUAGAGAAAACUAAACUUCAACAACCUUUAAGGAAGUGGUUUGUGAAAGUCUUUAUCCGCGGUGGAGAAUUUUAUUUUGAGGAAAUGUGAAUUAAAAACACUUAGGUGUGAUUUUAGUGACAUCUAGUGGUGAAGUUGCAGAUGGCAUUUAAAUGUAUAACUGAUUAACCAUUUAAAGUCCCACUUUGAUAAUCUUUUGAUCUAUUGUUUUAAUCAUAAACAUGCUGUUUUUAGGCAAAAAUAAAAAAAAA